Daphnia pulex (common water flea) is the source of this 1242-nucleotide messenger RNA. RefSeq lists its product as uncharacterized. The record is from RefSeq and is a predicted model, not a curated record. The transcript has 6 exons. NCBI's taxonomy places the organism in Eukaryota, Metazoa, Arthropoda, Branchiopoda, Diplostraca, Daphniidae. Bases 69 to 1052 code for a protein of 327 amino acids.
AGCAUUCUUUUCAUUGACGUACAAUCCUUUACCGAUUCAAGUCCAACCGCUGGUAUUGCGAUAUCGUGAUGGAGAAUUCACGGAAAUGUUUAAUUUUGAAAUCAAUCGUUUUUUGGACGACAUUAAUUUUUAACUGUUUGAUAGUUGACAGUUCCCCAACUCGGUCUAUCCUUUUGAAUUCGACCAAAAGUUACGACACGCAAGCGGCCAUGUGGACUUUUGAUUUCAAUUUUGGCCUUGUCUCAAACACAAGUAAAUCGCCCGUAAUACUUCGCGUCAUUUUGGAACUACUAGAUCAAGAUUUAAAUAACACGUCUUCGCUAUUUGCCGUCAGUUCAAAGGAACGAUUUCAACACAUCAGAAUAAUCGGCCGAAACAAUUCCGACCAAGCCAAUGUGUCAGUCAACUUUGACCAUGUCUACAGCGGGCACUACAAACUCAAAGUGGAAGAGUGUUGGAGUCGAUUCAGUUGUUUUCAAACUAUUCACGAAUCUGAUCUUGGUGUUGUUAGUACCGAUCUUACAAACAUUGAUGUUGCUAGGAUGAACAUUAGCAUUAGGACCACACCUACUGAAAUUGGAGGAAUGGACGUUUCAUUUGCCGUCCUAUAUUUUAACGUCUCAAACGCAUUCCUGCCGUUUGAGGAAUUUAUGGUUUCGCUCAUUUCUGUUGACGGCGUUCAAUCGUUUAGUCGAAGAGUGAUUGGCGAAACUAAAGCGGAAUUUCGUUCGUGUAGGAACAACAACGACUCAAGCGUUUCCACCGAUUGCUAUCAACUUGUCAACGGACAAUACAUUACGAGGAUUGAUCCUAUCGAUUCGAGAUGCAAUUAUCAGAAACAAGUUGUCGCUUCUAUUAAACGACCUUGCAGGCGAUACAUUUUUACGAAUAUUACCGUCAUUCCAAAUCGCCUUAGAAGAGAGGGGAAAAAUGCGCUGGAAGACAACAGCAGUUUAUUUCAACCGAUUGUUAAUAAUUCAGAAGCCACCGUUACACAUUAUAACUGUUCGAUCGUUUGUCAAGUUUUGAAUUUUAUUAUUCGCAUUUUUUGAUUUUAUGGAUGUUUUUUUUAAAUUUCCGUGGUCCUGUGGCCCAAUGGAUAAGGCGCUUGCCUACGGAGCAAGAGAUUCCAGGUUCGAUCCCUGGCAGGAUCGUAAUUUCAAUAAAAUAGGACAAUUCAUUUUGUUUUUCAACCACCGUAAAAAUUAUACGUCAUUACAAAAUUAUUUUGAACUAAACAAA